Molecule: messenger RNA, 335 nt
Organism: Xenopus tropicalis (tropical clawed frog)
Lineage: Eukaryota; Metazoa; Chordata; Amphibia; Anura; Pipidae
Gene: sem1
Product: SEM1 26S proteasome subunit
Biological process (GO): mRNA export from nucleus; proteasome assembly
Cellular component (GO): proteasome regulatory particle, lid subcomplex; nucleus; proteasome complex
Source: RefSeq, marked validated
AGAAUGUCGUCUGAUAAGAAGGCACCUGUUGAUUUGGGUCUUCUGGAAGAAGACGAUGAGUUCGAAGAAUUUCCCGCCGAAGACUGGACGGGAUUAGAUGAAGAUGAAGAUACACAUGUCUGGGAGGAUAACUGGGAUGAUGACAAUGUAGAAGAUGAUUUUUCAAAUCAGUUAAGAGCUGAAUUAGAGAAACACGGAUACAAGAUGGAGACAUCAUAGCUUCCACCAUUGCGAAGAUCAAAUAACCUUUUUGUGUAUUAAAAUAUUCUUUCAUAGUUUGUCUAAGUAUAUUUGUGUUUCUUAUUUGGUUUUAAUAAAUGUCUUGCCCCAUUUAA